GUCUACGGUUGACGCCUUGACGCUAGUUGAUGAAUUUUCAUAAAAAUUUUAUAACAUUUACUCAAAACUCGGUUUUAUUUACGUGAUCUUUUUUGGUCGAUUAUUAUGUUUUAAUUUAUACUUACAAAUGACUUACUUGACUGUUAAUUUUAGAUUUGUCAUUCGUGAUCGAGGCGAUUGCAUAGAUAUUAUGCGUCUUUUAUCGUUUUGCAUGUGCGUGAAAGAUAUGUCAUACUAUUAUUAAAGUACGUAGAUUUGUCGCUGUUUUGACAAUGUAAUACCGAAUGAGUGAGUACUUUAACUUUUGUAGUUAUUUCUAUUAUUCGUAAUGAAACUGAUGAAUAGUAACUGUAAUGAAAUGAACAAAAGUGUAGUGUCGGUUAGUUUUUGACAGCCGGCAGGCUCGUCAUAGGUGACUUACGAUUGGUUCCCAAUAAAAAUGAACAGUCGCAGUAGUGUAAAUGAAACGAAUUUGGUGAAUUUUUGCGGCUCAGCAGCGGAUCUAACGACCCUAAAUCAACUGGACGCGAAAGACGGUCUUUUAACUUUUCCAUUUGAUCACAUUUACGCAUGCCACUCUGAAAGCUCAGGGAGAAGAAAAACUCUUCAGCUUGAAAAAGAGGUAGAGAUUGCAACACAUUGUGUGAUUACUGAUGAAAAGGACUCAGUGGUUAAUAAAAAUAUAGAUGUCAAUCGUCUCACAGAGAGGGUAGCUGCUCUGGAGAAUCAAAACAAGAAGCUAAAGGAUCUUCUUAUUUACCAUCUUGACUUAAUACAGCAACAGAAUGAAUUAAUUAGUAAUAGGGAGAAGUUGCAACAAGCUUUAAAACAAGAAAACGAUACACUUAAAACUAAAUUGAAUAGAAGAUUGUUGAACCAGAAACAGAGUGUAAAAUCCUCACCGAUAUUGCACGGGUCACAGGCAAAUAUUUCAUCGACUAUCGUCAAGACAGAACCAGGUUCGAGUUCACAGAUAAUGUUAAAUAGUUUUCCCGAUCUUCUAUUGCCUGAUAAUAGAGCAAAUUCGUUCCUUUUUGAUGCUGAUGUUAAUAAAUCUAAAUCAUUUGGGCAGGAUACAUUCGCGGCUCCUAGGACAUCAGAACCAGAAGUAAAAAGUUACUUACCGAAUGACUUGGGUGUUUCGUCUAUUUCGGACAAUAAAGUAAAUUGUGACAAUUUUACGAUGAUCGAAAGUAAACGUUCGUUCGUAGACAAAGAAAUGAAGACAGAAAAUCGUUCGGAGCCUUUAUACACUGUCACGUCAAACAGGUAUGGUAAUCCUGUUAUCCAAAGGAUACAGAGGAAUAGAAGGCGGACAACCUCAGGUAUAGGUUGUUUAAGUCGGAUGUCAAAAAGUUCAGGAACAGGAACUAAGCUGGAAACGCCAGAAAGUAGUAAAAUGUUUGAUGAUGACAAGAGCUUUGAACGUUCCUUCAGUGUAAAUAAAAAGUCAAAAAUGAUCAAUACAUAUGGUAAAAAUAAAACUAAUAAUCCAAAAAAGACAACACAGUUCACCGGAUCGCUUUCAGACAGACUUCAAUUAAUAGACACCACUCCAACGGGUGAAGAUCCUUAUCAAAUAGGCGAAGCUGAAAUGAGAGAGCAAUCUCCCAUACCUAAGUUAAUGUUACAGAAGACAAAUCAUGGUAGGAUGAAAAUAUGUACAGAUACGAUUGGUGAGAGUACGACUACAUCUAGGCGUAUUUAUGAUUCUAAUAUAAAUGAUGGGAACAGUAAAGUAAUAAAUAAAAUGAAAGUCGAUAGAUAUAAUUUAUUGGACCCUUAUACGCACACAAAGGAUAAUUUAAAAAAAGAAUCAUCGAAGACUUUAAUUGUAGAAGAACCAGAUUUAGAUAUAGUAAAAACAGAGCCGGAAAUUGAUUGGCGUGUUUAUAAUCCAAAUAAAACAGGAACCGAAACGAGUCUAUGUGAUUUUUCAUAUGGCGAGAAUGCAGAUAAUUUAGCAUCCCAAAUUUUGCCAAAUUUUGAGCCUGUGGAACUACAAGAGCUCUUCGCGCCUGAAUUUCCUAUGCCUUUAGAUAAUUUAAAUUCCGUAGAAUAUGCCGCCAUGGAAAAAAGCGCGGCCAGUAAGUCUAAGAAACGUGCUCACUCGUCCAAUUUAAUAGCUUCUAAUAAUACGGGUGAUGAAUGUUUAGAAAAUAAACGUACUAACGACAGCAAACGCGGCAGGAAAAGAACACUUUUAACUGCAGGUCUCGCAAAGUCCAUUAAACGUGAAAAUAGCCAAAAAGGAAUCGCUUCUAAACCAAAGUUAGUUAAGGGAAAAGCUGCAUGUCGCGGUAAGAAAUCUCCGUUACCUGGAAUGGUGACUAAUAAGGCUUACCAUACAUUAGUAGGUGAUCCUGAUCUGUCAUGGUACUACAGACUUGAUCCACACAUCAAAUACGAAGACAUAGAAACACCUUCGGACAGCAAAGUUUCUACAGUUGAGGUUCCACGGUGGCGGGAAAAACCUUACACUAGUUGUUAUACACUUGAGGGGACUGAAAAUUUAGAUGACAAAGUCUUUGAAAAACGACAUCAAAAAUUAGAAGCUGAAGAAAGGCGACAGCUAAGGUGGCACAUGCGACGAAUUCGCGAGCAAAAACACGUGGAGCGGCUUCGACAGAGGCAAAGGGAUUCAUGGUGUAGCGGGGGCGCUUCACCUGCACACCAACAGCCUUCAGUGUUCACAGUUUGGCCGCAGCCACAGCGCGACGUGCGGUUUAUAGAAAUCACUGACACACUACCUGUAAUGGCCUUUGGGGAAGCUAUACCAGCGCUCCCCGAAUCGGAUUUCAUGUUACCAUGGGUGAGGACUUCUAAAGCUUUGAAGAGGUCUAAAAGAUCAAAAACACUACAUUGAGAUGCAAAUAUUUAAGUGAGUCAAAGAUCAAAAUUGUUCAAAACGUUUAUGGGCAUAUACUAAAGUGCAUAUAGUGACAUAUUUUAAAAGUCUUAUUAGACAUGAACGAUUUUUAAAUGAACAUAGAGACUAGUAUAUACAAGCAUGUGUCUAUGAUUGUGGAUCAGUUGAAGCGUGAAUAUUAACAUCAGCAUCUCAAUGCUUAGUGUGAGCUGGAACCUGUGAGAAUAACUAUGUGACUUGAUUUAUGCUAAAAUAUUGGACUUAUAUUAUUCCGGUGAACGAAGACGUUUAUUGCAUCUAUGUGUGCUCUCUAAAUUUUUUGUUUGUCUGUUUACUGUAAAUAUGCUUUUAUUUUCAAUAAUGAAAUGUCAUAAACAUUUUUGGAGAAUGGACUGAAAAUUGUAAAUAUUGAAAGUAUGACUAGGAAAUUAUUACUGUAGGUCUAUAAAUUGUAUAAAUAUUUGUUGUUUUAUGUAUUCAUUUUAGAAUGUUAGGGAAAGUAUGAAUGUCCGCGGGCCAGAUAUUGUAAUCAUGUAAUCCUAUGUUCCAAAUCAACACGUAGGGCUGAAUUUUCUAGUAUAUUGCCGAUAUUAUUAUGUAACUUACAGAAAUUAAUAAAGUUUUUUAAUUACUCAAUGACAUGUAAGCAUAUGUAAGAUAAAAGCAAAAUAGGUCCUAAUAUUUUUAUUAAAAUAUACUUUCUAAUAUCGGCACCAAAGAAUCUACUUAUAUCAUAAAAAUGCUUUUGGGUAAUUUUUAAUGUUUAAAUUUGCACAUAAUGAAAUAAAUUAAAUUUGCGGUGCUGUUGUGAAAAACUGACGCUUAAGCGUUAACGCUUUAUUAAGAUGAUCGAUAUAAAGUUUUCGUGAAUUUGACUAUUUUUAUUCAUAAUAUAUUUCGCGGUCCUGAACUUCAUUUUCUCAUGAACUGUUAACAAUACCACAAAUUGUUUCUGUAGUUCCUACAGUUCAACGAACAGUUCUAAAAGACUAAGAUAUUUUAUCCGGUGAAUAUUUUAGGCAAAUCUUUUAAUAUAGUAAAGUUAAAAACUUAAAAAAAUCACUUUACUACUUAAUGAUUAUACAUGAAAUGAAAUUUAUUUAUUUGUUAUAAAGGAUGUUUGGACAUGGAAAAGUUUGACAUAAACAUUGAUUAAAUAUCUCCAGUAUAGACAUUUUCUACUUAUUAAUUUUCAGUGAAUUUUUGUUUUAAUGUAUCAUGAAAUGACAUAGUAUUUAUUUUUAAAAAAUGUUUUCGUUAUUUGUUUGACAUUGUCACGCUAUACGUACAAAAAUUAUUGAUUGAAAAAAUGAAAUUGUUCAAAAAAUGGAAUUCAGAAUGAAAAACAAAAAAAUAUUAGUAGACUUUAAGUACUGAGCUAUGGAGAGCGUGUUUUCUGGUCAAAUGACAUCAGAUAACGAACGUAACAAUAUUUGUAGUAGUUAUUCUAUAUUUUACUUGUGUUUAUUUCUCAAUAACUAAAUCAAAACAAUAACUGCGAUUUCAUAGAAAAAAUUCCGUUAAUAAAAUUAUUAUGGUUUUAUGACCAGGAGUCCUCUAAUAACAAUAAGCUGUUUACGAUUGUUCUGUAGUUAUACAUGAUUGUUGCGGAGUUAUACAAAUAAUGAAACAUAUUAAAUUGUCUUUUUAAAAUGUAUUGUUUGUAUCUUAAACGAAAUGCAGGUGGUCAAAUAGUUUUGAGCGGUAAUGUACAUGCAAUAGUAUUGUUAUAAACACCAGUCUUUUCAUGGCAGCUUCUUGGGUGGACUGUGAAACACGUUAUGGAAUUCUUAUAACAUACUGCUAGUUUUAGUUGAUAGAUUCAGAGUAAAAUAAAAAAAAGAACAUUCAUACUAUAAUAUUGUUAAAGAUUGUUUUUCUAUCAGUUCACAUUUUAAUACAUACAAAAGUAAAAUGUAUAUGUAAAAUGAGUUUCUGUUUGACUGUAAUUAUAAUCCAGUUAUUUGGAAAGUUUAGAUUACAAGAUCAAAUCAUGUAUACCUCAUUUGUACAGUUUAGAAGUUGUGUGAAAUUAAUAUCAGUAUGAUGAAGUAAAGGCUAUAAAGUUGCCAUUCCAUGUAUCCCGACUACCGACCUAUGUACUGUACACACUUGUUGCAAUAAAUUUUCUGAUAAAUUUCAUAUUAGUGAUUUUAAGAAAAUGUACAUUAUUGAAAAUGAAUUGUCUGUGUACUUAGGCCCAAAAAAUAGAAUAUAAUGUUUUCUAAUAAUUUUAAUAAGGAUAAUUUUAUUUUUAUUAUGAAUGCAAAUGUAUAAAAGAACCUGUAAAUAUAAUGUAUAAUGAAAUCACUUGACAUUUGUGACCUUAUUUGUCGCUUGCUUUUUUUCAUGUAAGUUUAUUAUUAAAUGAUAAUUUUAUUUUGGAAAUUGUUUUAGAGUUGGUAUAAAGAAUAAUAAAAUAUGUUUUAGUAUUUACGAAAUGAAUUUAUUGUUUUGCAUUUUAAUUAAUUCAAAGGCCACAAGUAAUUUGAUAUUAAAGUUUUUUUUUUUUUAUAAUUGAAUUUUGUUGUGACAGAAAUAAAAACAAUCUCUCCUGGUUGAUAGUAUGAGGUACUACAAAUUAAUGUAUUAUUAAUAGUCUAGUGGGAACAUUCUAAAUAUACGGAAUGAAAAAUUUUAUUGUGAAUAACCAUAUUCAUUAUUCUGAUGUUCAGGUUUGCUACUUAAAAUUAAAUAUAUUCGAACGUAACUAGCAAGACCGUUUGUACGAUCAGGCUAAAUUUAACUUUACCGUGAUAGAUGAGCAAUGUUAGUAAAAAAUCUCAUGUGAAAAAGUAUAAUAUACCUAUGUUGAACUGCACGAAUUGAAUUGCUUCUGGUUGUUGAUAUAAAUACUAUUGAUAUGUAAAGAGAAACAAUUCGUAUAAGAAUUAAUAGUAUUUUGGGAUAUGUAAUGAUGAAUUAUCUUUAUAAGACUGAUUUCUUUUCUCGUUUGGUAAGUACAUGUACGUACAUGCUUUCAUAUUUUACAAGUUAACAUCCAUCUCGAAUAAAGUUGCAUGUGAUUUUGAAAUUACUAUGGGUGAUUACAAAGCAAUGAAUUUGGUGUGUACUACAUAAAAUUUGAGGAAAUACUUGUGGCUGUAGAGUAGAAAUAUGAUCUUAUCUUACUUUAAGUAUUACUUAUAUUGAUCAAGGUUGUUUGUUCAGGGGUGCAUUGAAAGUGGCCUCAACAUGCAAUAAUUAUAAGAUUUAAUACAAUCAUUUUAGCACUAAAGUGCUGUUAAAUAACAAGUUAUGUUUAGGAUAAUGUUUGUUAAAUGUUACUGAAUUGAAGUUUACUGCACUAUCCACUUGUCAUAAAAAUAUCAAGAUCUCAUUAAUUGUUAAUAUUGGAUUAUAAUAAUUAAAAAUAGUAGGAUUGAGUCCAUAUAUAAAUAAAAUAUGUUCUUUUGAAGUAUUAGAAGUAGAAGCAACAAAAGUGCUUUUUACAUCAAUAUAAUUAUAACACGCGAAAUAAACAGGAGAAUAUUGCAUAUCACUUAGGCAAAGCAUAGGUUACAAGCGACUCUGAAAUACAAUCCAUUUACAUGUACGGACCUUAGCUCUUCAGUCACCACAUACAUAGAUAACGAAAGAGAAUUAUUCAGUGUUUAAAAAUAGUUUAUUAUUUUUAUUUUUGUUUCAGAAAAUGUAAAUUAAUAUAGUGUAGUUACUAUAAUGUCGCAUUUAUUAAUAAACAAUCUCGAUAAAGGUAUGUUUUUGUGUACAAGAUUGUAGUGAGUAUGACACUAUUGAAGUAGUUUAAAUAUUUAUCUUCCUGUAACUAUAAGAACCUUAUUUCGAUUUAAUUACGAAUUCAUGUGAUACUUCAGACUAAGUUGUAUAAGUACAUUGAAAUAAAGGACCUUUUACUUUAGAAUUUAA
Messenger RNA from Galleria mellonella (greater wax moth), 6757 nucleotides. RefSeq lists its product as uncharacterized. The record is from RefSeq and is a predicted model, not a curated record. Bases 440 to 2866 code for a protein of 808 amino acids. Lineage: Eukaryota; Metazoa; Arthropoda; Insecta; Lepidoptera; Pyralidae. The transcript is spliced from 11 exons. Gene Ontology annotation, cellular component: MSL complex.